Drosophila albomicans is the source of this 3532-nucleotide messenger RNA. It is a transcript of the gene DNAlig4, whose product is annotated as DNA ligase 4. Gene Ontology annotation, cellular component: DNA ligase IV complex; DNA-dependent protein kinase-DNA ligase 4 complex. Lineage: Eukaryota; Metazoa; Arthropoda; Insecta; Diptera; Drosophilidae. Gene Ontology annotation, molecular function: ATP binding; DNA ligase (ATP) activity; DNA binding. The transcript is spliced from 7 exons. The record is from RefSeq and is a predicted model, not a curated record. Gene Ontology annotation, biological process: DNA biosynthetic process; double-strand break repair via nonhomologous end joining; DNA recombination. Bases 92 to 2848 code for a protein of 918 amino acids.
UCAAGUGCGGUCACACUACACAUCUACUUGUUGCUGAUAAUUUGUGUGCGACUUGUUUUGAUGGUGAAAUUAGCGGAAUACAAUUAAAACAAUGGAAAAGGAUAUCGCCAGCACAAUUAAAUUUCGGGAUAUUUGCAAGAUGAUGGAGCGCGUCAAGGCGGCAAAGAAUACACAACGCAAAGAACUAAUCUUGCGCCGCUAUUACGAAUCCUUCUGCAAACACCGUACCGCAUUUCGGCAGAGCGCAAAUGUAACGGCUGCCCAAGCUGAGGAUGGCCGUAGCAGCUUCUACUCGGUUCUGAGGCUGUUAAUACCCAGCGCAGAUCGUGGUCGCGAUAACUAUGGACUGCAAAUCACCGCCUUGGGUCGCCUGUACACACGCGUUCUUCAGCUACCCAAAGAUUCUGAUGACGCGACGCGUCUGAUGCAUCGCAGUUGGUCGUCGUUUCGUGACUACGGCGAUGUGGUACAUGCGGUGCUUUUGCCGCGCUGCUUCAACGCUCCCAGCAAUCUGACACUGAAGCAAAUUCACGAGAUGCUCGAUCUCAUAGCCAACGAGGAUACAACGAUCAAGGAACGCGAACUCAUCCGCUUCACGGAGCUCGCCUCGCCCGAGGAGCAAAAGUGGCUCAUACGCAUUCUGCUCAAGUCGAUGGGCCUUGGCAUUGGUGAGCAGCGUAUUUUUGGGUUACUCGAUCCGCUGGCAAAGGACAUGUAUCAGCGCUGCACAGAUCUGGGACGCAUUUGCAAUCUGCUGGCGGAUAACAAACUAUCGCUGUCAGCGGAUGCGAUGCCAUCCACGAGCAGCACAACGAAUCAUCCGGUGAUUGAUUUGAACACGUUCAUCGAACCCUUUCAGCAGAUACGUCCGAUGUUGUGCGAACGCUUUCCUGGCAAAAUUGAGGAACUAAUGCAGUCAGAUGUGCUCUAUCUGGAGAGGAAAAUGGAUGGUGAACGCUUUCAGUUGCAUUAUGCACGCAAUCGCUUUAAGUACAUUUCUCGUAAUGGCGCCGAUUAUACGCGUAGCUUUGGCGACAGCUACGAACAUGGUACUUUGACGCCAGAUCUGCGCACACUGCUUCCCCUGGGCAUGGAGUCCAUCAUACUGGAUGGUGAAAUGAUGAUCUGGGAUACGCAACAGUUGCGAUACCGCGAAAAGGGCGAAAACACAGAUGUGAAACAUUUGAAGCCGGACCGCAGCUGGCGACCUUGCUUUGUUGUCUACGAUUUGUUGUAUUUGAAUGGCGAAAGUCUGCUGGACAUGACGUAUGUGCAGCGUGCAUAUAAAUUGCAGGAGUUGCUCAACGAACAGCAGGGCGUGCUGCAGAUAAUGAAGGGUGAAAAGAUCAGUUCGCUGGAGCAUUUCAAUCAACUCUUUCAGCAGAUGCUGGACUCCAAUGCCGAGGGCAUUGUGCUCAAGAAACAGAACUCCAUCUAUAAGCCAGGAGUGCGUGUUGGCGGCGGUUGGUACAAGGAUAAAGCAGAUUAUAUCGAGGGACUCAUCACAGAAUUUGAUGUGCUCAUCAUUGGUGGCUUUUACAAUCGCAAGCGUACAUUCAUUGAAUCAUUUCUGCUGGGCGUGCUGAAGCCUGCCGGCGAACAAGGUCGCGAUGAAGUCUACAGCAUUGGCUGCGUGGCCAACAAUUCGCGUCAGCGUGCCGUGCUCCAUCACGAGUUGAAACCGCAUUGGCAUGAAUCUGGCACUGAACCGCCGCCGCUGUGGUAUCAUUAUAAGCCCAACGAGAAGGAGGGUUCGCCCGACGUCUGGAUACAACCCGAUAAAUCGAUUGUGCUGCAAGUCAAGGCAGCUGAUCUGACACCAAAUGGAGCAUUCUACACGGCCAAAUCGUUGCAUUUUCCACGCACACAGCUCAUGCGCGAUGACAAGGUGUGGAACGAGUGCAUGACCCUGCAGGAAUACACAGAGCUAUGUCAGGGUCGCGGUGCAAUCAAGAAACUAAAUAAACGACAUGUGGAUCUCAGUGAUUUUACGUCGGAGCGCAAGCGUCAAAAGAUGACGCCCUCGGAGCGAAGUCGCCUCGGUUUGGCUGCCUACGAGAAGCGUUACGAUGCCCAACCUUUGGUCCGGGGAUCACAGCUCUUCGACGGCUUCAGCUUUUGCAUUUUGAGCGGACGGCGUGGACACAGCAAACAACAGCUGCAGACACUUGCCGCCCAAAAUGGUGGCACAAUCGUUCAGAAUCCGCUGCCCAACGAUCCAAAGUGCAUUUGCAUUUGCGGUGAUCGCGUCUAUUUGGUGGAGCGUUUAAUGAAACAACAGCCGCGUAGCAAUGAUAUUUUGCGCCUCGAUUGGUUGUUGCGCGUCUGCGAGAAGCAACAGAUCGAGCUACGGCCCAAGGAUGUGUUGUCAGCGACGUCUGCACUGCAGGCGCAGUUUGAUAAAAGCUUCGACAAGCUGGGCGAUAGUUACACCGAUGUGCUGUGCAGCGUCGAGGAGUUGCAGGAAGUGCUGGAGGAUAUCACCGAUGCUGAGCUGAAUGAUGAGCAUGUGGCGCAAGCUGAGUUGGACAAAUUGCAGAUGCAAUUGCUGGGCGACAGAGGCAUAAAUAUAUUUGCCAAAUUCUCGGGUUGUUUCUACAAUCGCAAAGCAGACGAAUUGGCAAGAUUGCUUUUUAUGCAGCAUGGUGGACAAUUGGCUGACGAAGCGAAUGGAGAGGUGACACAUGUGUUUGUGUGUCCUGAUCGCCUGCACAGCGAGGACUUUGAGCAAUGGCAUCGUCAGCACUUUGGCACAAGCAAUGUAGAAACUGUGAUUACGGAUUGGAUACGGCAGUCGCAUGGCGCAAAGCGAGCGCUGCCCACAACAGAGUUUAUUUUCAAAUUGUAGCUUGUUUUUUUUAUACAUUUAAGUAGACUUUGUUUUUUAAAUUGAAUAUAUGAACGUGUUUGUGCAGUGCUAGUUUAUUAGCAUUAUAAAAAAUAAAAGCGUUGCUUGAAUAUAUAUAUUUUGUAAACAAUUGAAAAGGAAAAUAGUUUAUGCAAAAUGAACUCGCGUCGACCUGAUUACAAUGAUGUUGAGGAGACGGCGAGAUAUCAAGAGUAUUGGCUCAAUUAUGCCAUUAUGAUGAAGGAGAAUAUCGAGCCAACGGAAGAUGGCAUUGAAACGCAUACGAUUUUGCAACAGCAAAUGGAGCAAUUGGAUGCGCUGCAUCGCCAAGCGGAAGUGUCGCAAUCACAAUCACGAACGCAGUCUCAGUCUCAGUCCCCUCUAGAGGAUCCUCCGUCGCAGGAUCCUAGGCGACCCAAGAAACGCAUUGGUUUGCGUAUUUAAAAAGUGAGACGACGGGGCUGCAAGUUCGUGUGCAGUAAAAAGAGAUGGCAAUACAAAUAUAACAUAUGAUUAUGCGAUCUCUGCGCCUUUCUUUAGUUUAAAACAAUCAAGUAUUUUAUUAUUAUUAUGCAUGGUACCUUCAGAAUACGGAUACGAAAGAACGCGUACGAUUUUGUGGGCGUAUACAAAUAUAUAUAUAUAUUCCGUUGUUAUAGAGUUUCUCAUUUAAGUUGCGGCAAU